AUGUCUCACAAAUUGGGCGAUCCUAUUAGUGACGAUUCAGCUGAUGAGAAUUCACAGAUUCGCGGAUUGGAAGAGGAUAAGGGAAUUUACCACAAUCCUGAGGUUUUCGCAUCUCCGAGAGAUGAAGAAGAUGACAUACUGAGAAGCUCGAAUGAAGGGAAAGACGACGGAAAUCUUGGAAAAACAUUAGAAGAUCGGAUGCAGGAUGAAGAGAGUGAAGGAAAUCAAGAAGGAAGAGGGGAAUUUCAAUCCAAUAGUCAUCCAGCCGAAUACCCAGCUGGCCCACCACCAGCCUACGAGGAAACCUCAUUGCAACAAAAAGCACCACCAACAGCGGCUAGUACAGAAUCAAAUCGAAUCAAGACUCCAACUUCUCUCACCGGAAUGCUUCUUGGAAACAUUGCUCGUCCAUUUGAGAAGAUGGCAAUGGGGAGCAAAGGAGGAAAUCAUUCCGAUGAAGAAGACGAUGAUGAUGAAUACGAUGAUAUGGAUAUUCCUGUUAAUGUGAAAAAGAAGAGCAAGUACAACAAUGGAAAAUACCAGUUUACUGAUGAGGAAAUCGAGCUUUUAGAGAUGAUGGAUGAAUAUCAAGCAGAGGAGAUCGGUAUUGAACCAGCGUUGAAACCGUUUCUUCUCGAGUUCCAACCGGCUGUUGGCGAUGUCGACUCGUUUAUCAAAGUACCUAGACCGGAUGAGGUCGAAGACAACAUUGGUCUCACUCAAUUAGAUGAGCCAGCCAUUAAACAAUCCGAUCCAACCAUAUUAGAUAUGCAACUACGACAUACUACAAAAGAGUUCUCCUCCAAUCAAGAUACCCCAGUGAAACGAGUGCAUCGAGCUGAUCGAAAUGUUGAAUUGAUCGAGAAAUGGAUUGAUGAUAUAAAGGAUCUUCGACGCUCCAAACCAGCCGCCAGUGUUCACUACACGAAACCAUUGCCCGACGUUGAGAAAUUAAUGCAAGAAUGGCCAGCUGAUUUUGAGAAAGGAUUACCUGGGAUACAGUUACCCACUGCCGAGCUAGACGUCGAUCUGCCGACUUUCGCCGAUCUAUGUCUCAAUCUAGUUGAUAUUCCUGUUCACAAAUCUCGUAUUCAAUCACUUCAUCUUCUUUUUUCGCUUUAUUCUGAAUUCAAGAAUUCACAACAUUUUCGCAAUUUAGCGCAAAAUGCUGAGCCGAUGGCUUUCAAAGAGAAUACAGAUCGGUUAGAGUUG
This is a messenger RNA of Mesorhabditis belari, 1212 nucleotides long. Lineage: Eukaryota; Metazoa; Nematoda; Chromadorea; Rhabditida; Rhabditidae. The record is from the annotation of a GenBank genome assembly.